AUGGCUGUCGUCAUUAAUUCAGAGGACAACUAUUUCUCGUCGUCUUCGAUGCGGCGCUCUGCCUCGCAUGCAAAGUUCGACACGUCCACCUUCAAUACCUCGACGCACAAGAUACCUUCAACAUACGAACCCUCCUCCAAGUCCUCCUCGGAAUCCGACGCCUCUUCUGCACCUCCUUCGCCUAGAACCGUCCAUGCCGAAUCUGUCGAUAUCUCAUACGCUUCUACUCCUGCCACCAACCUCUCAAUAGCUUCUGACUUUGACGACGCCCCGCCUCUCGACGAUUCACCCGAGGAUCACUUUGGCCUGCCGCCUUUUUCGGAUGAAAAAUACUACAUGCAUCCCCAUCUUGGCUACGACAAUGACGAAGACGACGGCGCCAUCAACCAGUCCCACCACGCUCAAGACUGCUGCGCCGUCGACGACUCGUCAGAGAGCACCUCGCGCCCCGACACCCCCGAACUGACCAAGCACGCCGAGGAUGAUGCCACUAUUGCCAGCAAACCUUCCAGGCAAGUCGACUACCUCUCUCACGACUGGAAGGAGGAGGACAUCUGGACCUCGUGGCGCUACAUUGUCACCCGCAGGGGCGAGGUAGCCAACUCGGCACGCCUCGAGAAUGCCUCGUGGCGAACCUGGAUGAAGGCCAAGCAUAAUCUCAAGACCAUUUCCCCAGAAUCUCUUAACUGGCUCAAGGACUGCGAUGUAACAUGGCUCUAUGGCCCUCUGCAAUGCAAGCCUGGGCACUUAUACGACACCCAAACUGAGCCCUCCAGCUCCGCCAUGUCCAAGAGCGACUCUCUCGUCAACAUGCAAAAGAAGCCUAUUUUAAAGAAGAGAAGCAUGUCCGAGGUGAUGCUGCAGCGAUCUAUUCUCUCCGCCUCCCUCCUCAAGCAGGCUGCUGCUGCAGUGCAUGCCCAAGAGCGCAGAGGUAUUCUGACCAAUAAGCCUAAGACGGACGACUACAUUGCCGUUCCCCUAUCAUCCCGUCAUCUCAGUGUCACCAGCAGCAGCACUUCCGAAUCGAUAGAAUCCUCUGGCCUCUCGUCGCCCUGCAAUGAGCGAAAGCACAUUCACUUCAACGAAAAGGUUGAGCAGUGCAUCGCCGUCGAGAUCAAGGGCGAUGACGACAUGGAGAUGGAGCCUUUUGACGACGAGGAAAACAGCGACUCAGACGACGGCUUUAUGAUGAAGCGUGUCAAGUCCAAGAAGCGCGGCGUCCCCGCCCGUAAGAGCAAGAGCAAGCGCAGCACUAACUGCGAAACCAUUGCCACGCUGCCCCCGACGACACUCAAAUACCGCGAAGAUACGCCAGAGCCCCAGGAGACGGCCAUGAAGCAUAGCCGCAGCCCCAUCCUGUCGCCAUCAUCCUCGCAAGAAACCCUCCGCCCAACCAAGCAGGCUAACCGUUUCUACUUUGGCGAAGAGGACGAGGAUGACAAUGAUAUCUCGGUGGUGGGCUCCGGGUGGCGCUCACCACCGGUUGAGAACGGACCCGACGAGGCGUCAGGCCUGCGCCGCACGUCAUCGGGUAUGCUGAUGCCCUAUGAAUCUGUCGAGAACCCCACGGGCGAGGGUAUCAUUGGCCGUGUCAUUGAUACCGUCAACACGGCACGCGACAUUGCCCACGUUAUUUGGAACGUUGGCUGGAGAAAAUAA
Akanthomyces muscarius is the source of this 1659-nucleotide messenger RNA. RefSeq lists its product as uncharacterized. Lineage: Eukaryota; Fungi; Ascomycota; Sordariomycetes; Hypocreales; Cordycipitaceae. Bases 1 to 1659 code for a protein of 552 amino acids. The record is from RefSeq and is a predicted model, not a curated record. Gene Ontology annotation, biological process: protein catabolic process in the vacuole; cellular response to glucose starvation. The transcript is spliced from 2 exons.